UAUGCACAACCAAUCUUAAAGCUCAGCUGUACAGAAGGACUAAGAUGUCAAGCAGAAGGCGGCACAUGUAAAUAUAAUCAAUGUGGCAGAGCUGUUUGUUGUCCAAAAGAACAUCGAGGUUGUUGUCCACCGGUCUUAUUCUCACCUAUUGGUAUUCCAUCUACUCGUCGAUGUCCUCGACCUUGUACAACAGAUGCAUCAUGUUCUCCUAAUCAAAAAUGUUGUGGAAGUUGUCCUCGAUGUGUUGAUGCUGUAUAUACAUAA
Messenger RNA from Rotaria sp. Silwood2, 264 nucleotides. NCBI's taxonomy places the organism in Eukaryota, Metazoa, Rotifera, Eurotatoria, Philodinida, Philodinidae. The record is from the annotation of a GenBank genome assembly.